This is a messenger RNA of Triticum turgidum subsp. durum (durum wheat), 399 nucleotides long. NCBI's taxonomy places the organism in Eukaryota, Viridiplantae, Streptophyta, Magnoliopsida, Poales, Poaceae. The record is from the annotation of a GenBank genome assembly.
AUGUCUUCUUCCUCCUUGUGCACGCUGCAAGAAAGCGGUGCCAAAAUCAACCAGGAGCUCUACCACAAGUUCACCAACGUGGUGUCCUCCUUGCCGUGCUCCCCGGCUCUCACCAGGCACCCGCUCUACCGCCAUGACAAUGGCUGGUAUGCCCCCCUGGCGCCAAUGGUCUCCACAAUGGUCGCGGACGCAUGCUUCUCGGCGCAUCCCUGGGACAUCGUCAUUGCCACAAUGCCGAAGUCCUUCACAACGUGGAUAAAAGCAAUGCUUUACUCCACGGUGCACAGAAGGGAGCACCCCACAGAUCGGGGACUGGGAGAACUAUCUGUCGCCAGAGACGGCAAGGACGAUCAACGCAUUAUCGAGGCCAGGUUCAAGGGUUCUGGCCUCCGUGUGUAG